This is a messenger RNA of Diachasma alloeum, 963 nucleotides long. RefSeq lists its product as uncharacterized. Gene Ontology annotation, molecular function: nucleic acid binding; zinc ion binding. The record is from RefSeq and is a predicted model, not a curated record. Lineage: Eukaryota; Metazoa; Arthropoda; Insecta; Hymenoptera; Braconidae. The transcript has 2 exons. The coding region runs from base 1 to 963 and encodes 320 amino acids.
AUGAAACAAACAAACUACAAGGAGCAGAAGCAGGGGCAGCAGAUGAGAGGAGUCAGGCCAAAGGACUCAGAGCUGGAAACUGAUGAUACAUCAUCCGUGGCAGACUCUCGGGGCGUCAGCCAAGGAAGACGAAGGAAGCGUGAAUCGCCGGGAUAUAGUGAUAAGAAGCCAAAGAAGUCCGAGGGAGUGGGGACCGCCUUACCCGCCAAGACGCCUGACCCUCCGGAGAAUAACCGGGGUUGGGAGAUAGUGAAGGAAGGGAAGAAAGUAAAGCGGACUCCUAAGACGUCACCAAACACUCACCGAAGUGGAAGGAGAACAGGCAAAUCAGGAUGCAGUUCCGAAGCACUGAUCGUUCGCCCGAAAGAUAAGGUGAAGUAUGCUGAGAUACUAACCAGCGUGAAGAGGGAUGUCCCGUCUGACCAGGCGCUGGGAUGUGUCGACAAGAUACACAGAAUAGCCACAGGGGGCAUGCUCAUCGUCUUGACAAAAGACAGUGCGAGCAAAGCCCAAGUAUUGCAAACGACCAUUGCCGGUCUCCUUGGAGAAGAGGCUGAGGUUCUUAGCAAAGGGUCUCAGCUGAAUAUUAAGAUCGAAGAUCUCGAUGACACGACAACAAAGGAGAAAAUUCUGGCAGCCCUUUGCAAAACAGCGGGCAACGAGGUCCAGAUUACACUGGAUGCCAUAAAAGCCCUGCGAAAGGCCUACGAAGGGAAACAGACGGCGUUGGUGGCAAUACUUGUGCCCAUAGCGAAGAAGAUCUUGGGUGGCCACCGCAAAAUCCGGAUAGGCUGGGUUAAUUACGGAGUGAGGAAAGUGGAGAGACCGGUUAAGUGCUUCAAGUGCUGGCACUAUGGACAUCUCGCCACAAAGUACACGAGUACAAUCGACCGGUCUCAGCUCUGCGUCAUAUGCUCAACGACCGGCCACAAGGCCUCAGACUGCACGGAGCAGCCCCGAUGA